UUUGGGGUUUUAUGUAAAGCUAUUGUCGUAGCAGCGAUGGUGCUGACGAGGAAGCGCAGCGCCGAGCUCGCGUUCCAGGAGAAACUCUACAAUGCGGACAUCUGGGAGUGCAUUGCGAGCUUCCUCGACGCGGCCGAUCUAGCGCACCUCGCCCUCACGGCGCGGUUCUUCGUGCCGAUAGCCAUGGAUGAGCGACUGUGGAAAGCGCUUUCGCUCAAGCGGCUCAAGAUCGGCAGCGAGGCGGCGAAAUUUCGGCCGCAUUUCAGCUGGAGAGAGCUCUAUCGAUCGGCAUUUGUCACUGGAAGCCAUAGCUACAGCAUCCAUGAACGCGAGAAACAUCGAGAUUGGAUGCGAAUAGGUGCUUUUACGCUCGUUUCCGGCAAGGCGCUCGCUGCUGGCAGGCUCUGGCAACGAAUCUCAAAGUCAAAGAAGAUAAAACUCGAUGAGAGCUCGGCAUUGUGCCUUGUGCCAAACGUGCUCCCUGGCAUCUGGAUCGCAGAUCUUCAUAGGAUGCGCUGCGGCGGUUGUAACUUGCCUGCAUGCACUGGUUUGGGAGAAUUGCAUUUUCAUUAUCUUCUUAGAUGAGCUAAGCCUUGUUUGCAGGGAGAAUGCAGACACUGGACUUUCGUAACUGGGAGUUGUUCCUGCACGAAGAGUUC
Selaginella moellendorffii is the source of this 659-nucleotide messenger RNA. Its product is annotated as probable F-box protein At3g61730. Gene Ontology annotation, cellular component: nucleus. Bases 37 to 585 code for a protein of 182 amino acids. The record is from RefSeq and is a predicted model, not a curated record. The transcript has 5 exons. Gene Ontology annotation, molecular function: protein binding. Gene Ontology annotation, biological process: reproductive system development. Lineage: Eukaryota; Viridiplantae; Streptophyta; Lycopodiopsida; Selaginellales; Selaginellaceae.